Molecule: messenger RNA, 369 nt
Organism: Spodoptera littoralis (African cotton leafworm)
Lineage: Eukaryota; Metazoa; Arthropoda; Insecta; Lepidoptera; Noctuidae
Source: the annotation of a GenBank genome assembly
AUGUUUGCACUGCUAUCAGAUUGUAUACACUAUGUAAUUAAAUAUAAUUCAACGAUCAAUCUCAGCGAGUGGGUGUGGGGAGACGUUUGCUUUGCCGAGCUAACACAGCCAUGUGCCCACGUAGAAAAACCCAUGCGUCAGCGAUUGUUACAAAUUAAACGAAUAAACUGCCAUUCUAACCAGACGAUUGUUUUACAAAAACACGGUUCUAUUGAAAAUAAAAGAAAAAUCGGUUCAAUUAAAAAUACAUUCAUUUACACUCUCCGUGCCUUGUUUUUCUCGUGGAAACCGGCAGCAGCACCAUAUUUAUUUACGUACAAUACGUGUCCUCAGAAUAAAGCCUUUACAAUAUGUUUUCACAAAUACUGA